AUGACAAAAUGCUUUGAGAAGUUGACUGCUAUGGGCCAACAGCUUGCUCCAGUACGUGCCAUUUGCUUCAUGAGUAAAAUAGAACAACCAAUAAACGAACGUCUUGCAUACAUGUACUGCCGUCAUAUCGAUGAUUGCUUCAUUGUAAUAUCAAGGCAAUCCGAGAUGGACGAAUGUUUCAGAAGUUUGAAUGAACGAUUGCAGUACACAAAACUCACUCGAGAACAACCAAAAGAUGGUUGGCUGCCAUAUUUAAAUGCUCAAAUAAAACUGCACUGUAAUAUUGAAGAACUUGUAUUGGGCUUCGGUAGUUGA
This is a messenger RNA of Necator americanus (New World hookworm), 315 nucleotides long. RefSeq lists its product as uncharacterized. The record is from RefSeq and is a predicted model, not a curated record. The transcript has a single exon. Bases 1 to 315 code for a protein of 104 amino acids. NCBI's taxonomy places the organism in Eukaryota, Metazoa, Nematoda, Chromadorea, Rhabditida, Ancylostomatidae.